Cylas formicarius (sweet potato weevil) is the source of this 1406-nucleotide messenger RNA. It is a transcript of the gene Clic, whose product is annotated as chloride intracellular channel Clic. The record is from RefSeq and is a predicted model, not a curated record. Gene Ontology annotation, biological process: chloride transport. Gene Ontology annotation, cellular component: apical plasma membrane; cytoplasm. Bases 120 to 896 code for a protein of 258 amino acids. Lineage: Eukaryota; Metazoa; Arthropoda; Insecta; Coleoptera; Brentidae. The transcript is spliced from 4 exons. Gene Ontology annotation, molecular function: chloride channel activity.
AAACGAACAGAGCAGUUGAGCGCAGUUAAGUGACAGUAAAGUUUCGUACGCGCUGUGUUCGUUAAAGUGCCUUUUGCAAUACACAAGUACCGCAAGUGUUUUUGACCGAUUUUUUUACCAUGUCGGACGAAAUUGCAGAAAACGGACAUCUCGAAGACGAUGUGCCGGAAAUUGAACUCAUCAUCAGGGCUUCAACCAUCGACGGCAGACGUAAGGGUGCCUGUCUCUUUUGCCAGGAGUACUUCAUGGAACUAUACUUACUAGCCGAGUUGAAGACGAUCAGUCUGAAAGUGACGACGGUGGAUAUGCAAAAACCUCCCCCGGACUUUCGCACUAACUUCGAAGCCACCCCGCCUCCUAUUCUGAUCGACCGAGGGAUGGCGAUCUUGGAGAAUGAGAAGAUCGAGAGGCAUAUCAUGAAGUCCGUGCCUGGUGGUCAUAAUUUAUUUGUACAGGACAAAGAAGUAGCCACCCUAAUAGAGAACCUCUACACAAAGUUCAAGAUGUACGUAACGAAAUUCGAAUCGCCAGACACUAAGGAGGCAAGUCAACCGUUGCUCUCGCAUUUGGAACGCAUCAACGACUUCAUGGCGAAACGGAACACCAGGUUCUUGACGGGCGACACGAUGUCCUGUUUCGACUGCGAACUAAUGCCCAGACUCCAGCACAUCAGAAUCGGUGCUAAAGCGUUCAGGAAAUUCGAAAUUCCUACCAGAUUCAACGCGCUGUGGAAAUACAUGUCAAACAUGUACGAACUGGAGGCUUUCCGGCAAAGCUGUCCAGCGGAUCAAGAUAUUAUCAGCCACAUCAAAAAUCAGCUGGGAUUGAGAACGACGGCCAGAAUAGAACUCGAAACUCCAAUUUAUACAACUUCCAUUCCUAUCCUAGAUUCAUAAGGCUCGUGGGAGAACGUUACUUUGUAAACAAUAGAAAUGCUAGUCAGGAAAAUAAGGAAAGAAGAGAAUCGAUUUUCCUAUCGGUUCUCUGCUUUAACGCGGCAUUCUAUGUUUGCAAUCAGCAAAAUGAUAUAACGGUAUUAUUGUAAACACUAAUGAAAAAUUUUUAUACCAAGUUUGAGUUUUUCCUGUACAUAUUUGCAGUUUUCCGUUAGACAGGUUGUUUAAGCGAUUGUUUUGGUUUUUUUUUUUUUUUUUUUGGAAAACUACUUUAGAUUUUUGUUAACGAACCAUGUUGAAGUUACUUAAAGUUAAGUUUUCGCAAGUAUUGGAUUUAUAUUUUGCUACAUAUUAAGUGCUAUGUAGGUUAUUUGUAUUUUUAUCUACUUGUCUUGGCUGUUGGCUAGGUUCAGGAUUGACUGGCGCCGAGUCAACAGUUAGGGUCGACUAAACAGUAUAUUAAAUAAAGGACUAAAAAGUCAACUUGUUUAUUUGUUAUCAAAUAAAUUA